Oncorhynchus kisutch (coho salmon) is the source of this 3011-nucleotide messenger RNA. RefSeq names its product protein ANKUB1-like. The coding region runs from base 210 to 1157 and encodes 315 amino acids. The transcript has 2 exons. Lineage: Eukaryota; Metazoa; Chordata; Actinopteri; Salmoniformes; Salmonidae. The record is from RefSeq and is a predicted model, not a curated record.
UCAUAGCUUUCACCUGGAUUCACCUGGUCAGUCUUUGUCAUGGAAAGAACCGGUGUUCAUAAUGUUUUGUUUACUCGGUGUAUAAACACAACAUAGGUAUUUAUGUAAAAUGGUUGGACACCUGGGAUGGGUGGGCGGAGUUCCUCAGAGGCUGCUUCCUGGGACACAGACUGACCGUCCAACGACACCUGUCUAGGGAGAGACCUGUGAUGAGGUUCCAGCUCCGGGUGGCACUCUACAUCGCUGCUUCUCUGGGCCACCUGGACCUGGCCGGCUGGCUGCUGGAGAGGGGGGUGCGUGUCAUUGAGCCGGUGGGGGUUCACCCUUACCGUGAGUGGUGCCACCAGACGGCCCACCCCGACGUCGCCAAGUGUCCCGCUGUCGCCUCCAUCGAGCGCGGCCAGCUCACCAUCCUCAAACUCUUUAUCGCCAGCAGCGUUCUGACCCUUGCCUGUCGGGAUCCCCAGGGUUGUGACCCCCUGAGGAUCGCCCUUCAGUACGGCCACAGGGAGUGUGUGAGUCACCUGGCCACCAAGCUGUGCUCUGUGGUGGUUCUCCCAGGUAUGGCCCUGCCCAUGCGGACAUACCUCCAGAUAAAGGGCUGGGUGAGGCUGGGGCAGAGGAGGGCAUCAUCCAGGCACUGCAUCAGCCCCAACAGGGCUCCGUUCAGGACCAGGGUGGGCGACACGGUCCUGGUGGACGGCUUCACCCUCCCCAAGAUGUCCUCCAAGCCCAGGAGGAGUGAGGCCAAGGCCGGUAUCAGGGUGAUGUCCACAGCCUCUCGACGUUUUACCCCCAUCAACUGCCCAUCUCAUGUAUCCUGCCCGCUCCGCUCCCUGGCAUCCCAGGAUAAACCUCUUCAACUACCGAAGCUACACCCUGUGGCCACGAGGGAUGAAAGAGAGAAGAGGGAAUGUGGAGGGAAGGGAUGUGAGGAGGAUGAGAGUGGGGAUCAGAACAGCAACCAAUGGAGGAGCAACCAAUGGAGGAGCAGAGUCCCGCUCCCGCCCAUUUCCAGAGACACCAAUCUCAGACCUGUGUUUGCCUCGCCAAACUCCGCCCAGAUACUCACCACCUCACUAGAGGCCUUUUCUCUCUCCACUGCGACCGCACACCCAGAGAAAACGCCAUAUACUGUUUGGUCUUGGCCAGGUUAGUCCAAGUUUAAAUGACAGCUACGGUGAAUAUGAAUAUUUCUCUGGAGGUUUCUUAUGGAAGGUGUGAAUACUGUCAGAAGAAGCCUCCUAUAAUCAGUGGUGGUGGGAACACAUGUAAAAGCUGUUUACACACUUUUAUUUUAUUUGGUUCAAGCAUUUACCCACUUUUUGUGGAAGAUGCAUUGAAAGUAGAGGGAGCGUUACUUCUUUAAUCCUGAACGGCAAUCAGCAUUUACCAGUCAAUGGUUUUACCACUUCAUCACUGCCUAUGAUAUACCCUUAUCCUCCCUGAAUAGAUUUCAGUACAAACAAAUCAUGAGCCAACCAUCAUGCUUAGAAGGUACAUAGUCAAAUCAACUCAAACUUUAAAUUUGUCACAUGCGCUGAAUACAACAAGUGUAGAUCUUUCCGUGAAAUGUUUACUUUACAAGCCCUUAACAAACAGAGCAGUUCAAGAAGAGUUAAGAGAAUAUUUACCCAAUAAACUAAAGUAACAAAUAAUAAAACAGUUGAAAUUGUCCGGUGGCCAUUUGAUUAAUUGUUCAGCAGUCUUAUGACUUGGGGUUAGAAGCUGUUAUUGGUUUACCCUAACAAGUCCUGAAACAAAUCAUCAGCCAACUUAGAAGGUAUAUAGUGUCUUAUUGGUUCACCCUAACAAGUUGUUUCAGUAUGGGGAGAGGAUAGGAUGUAAGGGCGCUUCAUUAAUGUAUUGAGGCCAUUACAUAUACAGUAUUUCACAAUGCUAGGACACAGAUUUGGUCUCCUAACCUUGUUCUGGUUGAUUGACUCUCUAACAGUGCCUUCACACAGAGACCAUGGUUGCAGCAGCUGAAUGUAGCGCGGACUCUGGCCAGGAGGAGUGCUCAGCACAUUGGGUAGACACCAGGAUCCUGGUCAUUAGGCAGAUUAAACAUACUGAAACAAGGAGGGACAACCUAGAAUUGUCCAAAAAGGAACUCUUAUUUGAGUUUUUAAUUUUUACAGUGAACAAGAUGAGACUUUGGAACGGAUGAUGCCUGAAACAAUGCGGACGACUUAGAAUUUCGUUCCUUUGGAUGAGGCUUAUAGAUAUAGUCAGUACUGUGUUUGAUUUGUGUGCAGAAAGUUUACAAAGGCAGGCAGUGGAUUCUCAGUCAUUCCUAUUCUCAAGUAACAAAAAACGUAUCAUAUUUCACUGGCUAUUUGUAGUAGCCAAAUGUGAAUGGAAUUAUUAUUAUUCUAGAAUCAUUCAGUUGACUGAAUGUGACUAUGUGGUUGUGCUGUAUGUGAUUGUACUGAAUGUGGUUGUACUGUAAGUGUUUGACAUGGGUCUAAUUGAGGCUCCAACCCCCCCACCCCCCUUAAUCCUGCUGCCUUAAAACUCUUUUAUUAAGAUGUGGAUCAUUAUUGCUCAUAUGAGUCUGUGCAGUGUCAAAAUAAUACAUACUGUAUUUCACAGAGUAUUUGACAAACUCUUUAUUUACGUUACAAAACUGACAACUACUGUGACGAUGUGUUAGCACAGCAUGUGUCAUCAUUCCCCUGCAGUGUGUGGAUUUACACAGCAAUAUAGCAGGCUGCUUAAAUAGUUUAUUAAACCUUUAUUUCACAAGACAAGUCAGUUCAGAACAACCUUCUCAACCUUCUUGACAGGUAAGAAACACUUGGUUAGUGUAUGUGUCUUAUCCAAUGGGUUGUCAGGUGAACAUUGAAGAUGCUUCUUGGAGGUGAUAUAAUGAUGUCAUUGAGUUGCUUACUGGACAAGACAAUUAUUCACUGAAAAUGAAAUCUGUCUUUCAUUUCACUUAUGUUGAUACUUGAUUGGCUAUUUGCUGUCUUUUGAAAAUACAAAAAUAAAUAUAACUGUUUUAUGAA